AUGUAUAGAGAAGCUACAGGGAAGCAGGAUAAUAAGAAGUUGGCAGUAGUCAUGCAAGAAGCAGGACAAUCUCCCUUAUCUGAAAAUCUACUAAGAUUGUCAUUCCCAAGGAAAUUUUCCCUACCGGUGUUCACACCCCCGUUCACAGGAAAAGGUGAUGCAACUGAGCACCUUCGGACUUAUCGUAUGACACUGACCCAAUGGGACCACUAUGAUGUGGUGUUAUGUAAAUUUUUCCCGGCUAGUCUAAGAGAUGAAGCCCUAUUAUGGUAUAACAAUCUACACAAAGGCUCAGUCAAAUCAUUUGCUCACCUAUCCGAGCUGUUUUUAGAAACAUAUAUUCAUAACAGUCGAAUCCGAUCAGAAGUUGAUGCGCUGUUUCAAAUAUCCAGAGGACCAAACGAGUCGCUCCGCUCCCUGGUGACACGAUGGAGAAAACUAUGUGCUGAGAUCGAAAAGGUCCCUGAAGACUAUGCGAUCUUAGGUUUCAAGAAUAGUCUUAGAAAGGCAGACCCUCUUUUUGUGCACAUGUAUGAGGCCAUGCCAAAAAGCUUGGGAAAAUUAAGAGAAAUCCAAGAGGACUACAUAGCCUUGGAAGAACUCCAGGAUGGAACUUAUGACAAGAAGGCAAAAGGAACUAGUAGAGGAGAAAUUGUGGUAGAACCACAGACCCGCCCAGUACCGGCCCAAGGAGUGUGGCGAUCCAACAGUGGGUCAACUCAGUUUGACAAACAUCGGACUGGAGGAUGGAAAGGAAGAGACCAGACCUAA
This is a messenger RNA of Papaver somniferum (opium poppy), 771 nucleotides long. RefSeq lists its product as uncharacterized. The transcript has a single exon. The coding region runs from base 1 to 771 and encodes 256 amino acids. Lineage: Eukaryota; Viridiplantae; Streptophyta; Magnoliopsida; Ranunculales; Papaveraceae. The record is from RefSeq and is a predicted model, not a curated record.